AUAUUGAAUAUGAGGCUAAGAAAAAAAGAAAGGACAUGGGGAGCCCAAGGAAAGUGAUAAUAAAACGAACUGCUGUUAUGUGUAUAUAAAAUAGAUUUCAUUAGCCAGGGGUGUCGUGAGGAUUAGUGUGAUAGUGACCUUGUUGCUAAGAGCAAAAGCAAAACAAUGACAUAAAAACAAGUACACUACGCACUCAGUGCAGGAGAGAGAUGGAGGCAGACGCUGCAGGAAAAAAAAUUAAAUAGGGGCCUUUGAUUCCACAGGCACAAAAAUCCAUAGCCAGGAAUUUGUUGCCACCUCUGAGUCAGGCAGGGGUGGGGGUGGGGUGCACAAGUCCAUUAGGAGAGAAUGCCCAGUGGAUUCAGUCUGAGAGUCACAUUUCUUAUUUGGACCAGUGUAGACACAAGCAAACCUAGCUUGCUUGUUUCCUGGGACAGUUGAGUUAGGGGAUGGCUUUCGCAGAUCAUCCACUGCUGACCCCUCACCGCCGGGACCUCUGUAGCCGCUCUAUCUGGCUAGCAAGGAAGAUUCGUUCAGACCUGACUGCUCUUACGGAAUCUUAUGUGAAGCAUCAGGGCCUGAACGAGAACAUGAACCUGGGUUCUGUGGAUGGUGUGCCAGUGGCAAGCACUGAUCGGUGGGGUGAGCUGACAGAGGCCGAGCGGCUCCAGGAGAACCUCCAAGCUUACCGUACCUUCCACAUUAUGUUGACCAGGCUCUUAGAAGACCAGCGGGUGCAUUUCACUCCAGCUGAAGGGGACUUCCAUCAAGCAAUACAUACCCUUCUGCUCCAGGUUGCUGCCUUUGCUUAUCAGCUGGAGGAAUUAAUGGUGCUCCUGGAACACAAGAUCCCCCCCAGUGAGGCUGAUGGGAUGCCCCCUAUUGUUGGAGACGGUGGUCUCUUUGAGAAGAAGCUUUGGGGACUAAAGGUGCUGCAGGAGCUUUCACAGUGGACAGUGAGGUCCAUUCGUGACCUUCGAGUCAUUUCUUCUCAUCAGACUGGGAUCGCCGCACGUGGAGGCCACUAUAAUGCUAACGACAAGAAAAUGUAGCAGUCACCUCUCUCUCUCUCUCUCUCUCUCUCUCUCUCCCUCGCCCUCGCCCUCGCCCUCUCUCUCCCCCUUUCUUUUCUGAUGGACUAUACGUAGUCCUCUGAGGCCUCACUUUCCCAUUCUUAAGUUUUUGAAAACCUUUAAGACCACAGGCAUUUUCAUGAAGUCGGGUUGGACACGUGGACAAGUGGGCAUGUAGGUUUAGUUGGCAGAGGUGGGGGGGACGUUGGGGCCAGAAG
Molecule: messenger RNA, 1291 nt
Organism: Rhinolophus ferrumequinum (greater horseshoe bat)
Lineage: Eukaryota; Metazoa; Chordata; Mammalia; Chiroptera; Rhinolophidae
Gene: CNTF
Product: ciliary neurotrophic factor
Exons: 2
Coding region: 450-1052 (200 amino acids)
Biological process (GO): ciliary neurotrophic factor-mediated signaling pathway; negative regulation of neuron apoptotic process; astrocyte activation
Cellular component (GO): axon
Molecular function (GO): growth factor activity; ciliary neurotrophic factor receptor binding; cytokine activity
Source: RefSeq, a predicted model, not a curated record